CUUAUGGCAGUGCAGGGCCAUCCGUCAUUACGGGUGAGACGCGCGGGGCAAGAGGUUGGCACUAUCGCCGUAAUUUUUUUUUCCAAAGACUCAUUUCGAACCGUUUCCCCUCCGUUUUCGAAGCACCCCCUCCUCCCUACUACCCCUUUCCCCUCCCCCUUACCCCCGUCCCACGCUAACUUCCCGUGUGUCAGUCAAGCUCUGUUAAUGACUCGAUAAGAAGCUCUAAUCCGGGGACUCGUAGCUGAUAAGGAGUGAGAGAUAUGUGAGCUCGAGGGGCGGCGCGUUUCAUCCCGAGGAGACGUUCGUUCGGCGGCGAAUCUUGAAGACGAGAGAAAGAGGAAGAGAGAGAAAGAAAGAGAAAGAAGGAGAGAGUUAUAAAAAAGAGAAAAAGAGAAAGGGAGAGUGAGAAGUAUAGAAGGACGAAAGAAGAAGAAGGAGAAGAAGAAGAUAAAGAAAAACAGAAAAGAAAAAAAGAAGUAGAAAAAAGAGAGAGGAAAGAGAAUUAGAAAAAAAAAAUCAUCAUCUCUAUCUCAGGGAACUUCUUUUCAGGGUAAAGAAAAAGGACAAGAGAAAGAGAUAAAACAAAAUGGGGGAGAAGAAAGAGGAAAUGAAGGAAGGGUCAAAGGAACCAGCGAAGGACGGAGUGAAGGAGAUGACAAAAUCCAGUUCAAGAGAGAGAAAGGAGAGCGGCAAAGAAAGGAGGGAGAGAAGGGACAGCGAAAGAGAGAAGAGGAGAGACAAGGAGAAGAAGACGGAAGUUGUCAUCAAGAAACAAGGCCUCGACUGGUUCUCCCUGUUCGCCCUCCUCGGCCUCGUGGGCGUGUGCGCCGCCCUCGUGGUCACUGUGCACAGACUCAACACGCAGAUUGCAGCCGAGAGGAAGGCCUUCAACGUGCAAAUCCAGGAACUAGAAGCCGAAGUAUCCGCCGCCCGCGCUGAGGUCACGGUGGCGGAGAGCGAGAAACUGGAAGCUCUCUCGAGGGUCACCGGCUUGGAGAAUCAGGUGUCUGAGGCCAAGGACCUCGCCAAGGAGUUCAAGGCGGAGCUAGACAAGACGAAGCAGGACCUCGAGGAAGCGAACAAGGAGAAGGACGACCUGGUACUGAAGUUAAACUCGUUGGAGCCUCAACUCAAGCGCCUCCAGGAAGAGCAGGACCUCCUCAGGAAAGCGAACAGCGACUUGAAGGAAGCCAAGGAGGGCCUCGAGACACACUCGAAGACCGUGAAAGAAACUCUGGUCAAAGCUACCCUUGACCUUGAAACAGCCAGCCAGGAGAACUUUGACCUCACUGGCAAAGUCGAGGCUCUGGAGCUCAAAGUCUCCGAGCUCCUGGAGCAGCUCUCCUCGUCCUUGUCUGAGCACAAGGACCUCGAAGCGACUCACCAAAGCCUCAAGGAGAGUCACCACAAGCUCGAGCAGAGUCGCCACGAACUCGCCAAGACGCACCAAGAACUCGACGAAAGCCACAGGGAAAUGGGCGAGAGCUUUCGAGAACUCCAGCAGGUACACGGAGCCCUCGAGGAGAGUCACGAGGCGCUCAGGAGGAGUCACGGGGAGCUCUCGAACAGCCACCAGGCGGACAAGGAGGCUUUGGCACUGACGAAGGCGCAAGUGGCCGACCUUUCCUCCCAGCUCGAAAGCUCACUGAAGAGUUUUAAGACCCUGAGCAAGAGCCAUGAGGAGCUCAAGCUGAGGGAGAUCGAGAUGAAGACUCUCGAGAAGGAACUAAAGUCCACGCUGGAGAGGUCAGUCGACGAAUUCUUAAUCUUUAAGGAGAAAUAUGAAGUCUUGAAGAAAAGGGAGAUCUUCAUGAAGACACAGGAAAAUGACCUCCAGGACGAGAUCGCGAGCCUCAAGGACGAGGUUAGAGUCCUGAAGGAGGGACGGAAGGAGCUCCAGAAGAAGGAGGUCUUCCUUCAGGACUCGCUCUCGACCCUCCGUGGCGAGCUCAAGGACUCCCAGGAACUCGUGGAGGAGAAGACCCGGAUCGAAGACGCCCUCAGGAGACGGACCAAGAAGCUGGAGGACGAGCGAACGUCCCUCACGCGCGACCUUGAGAAACUGAAGAGCCGUUCGGAGGAGCAGGCCGAGACGCUGAGGAAUCAGCAGGAGAGGAACCACGAGGCCUCCGAGCAGAUUCUCCAGCAAAAGCAGAAGCAGGCAGAGGCAGACGAACAGCUGAGCAGCCUAAAGGGAGAAGUGGGUCGCCUCAAGGAGCAGCUCAGCCAGAAGGAGGGCCACCUCAACGAAGUCAAGGAACAACUCGAAGGAAAAACAGCUGACGUCACUGAUCUCACGGCCCAAGUGCAGCGGACGGAGGUGGAGGCGGCUGCCGUGCGAGGCAUCCUGGAGAGCACGCAGGCGACGCUGGACCAAGCCUACGCCAAGAUCUCUCAGCUGGAGACUCAGGGAGAUGAAGAGAUGAAGAACGUGAAGACAGAACUCGCAGCAUCCAAACAGGCGCUCGCUGAGAGGGACAGAUCUAUCGCGGCUCUCAUGGAGAAGACAUCUGAACUCCAGAGGGCCGUCGACGAGAAGGUAACAAGCGAAGCCACGCUGACGCAGACGAAUGCCAACUUGCAGAACCGCCUCGCACAGCUGGAGACACACGUCCACCAGCAGCAGGAGGAAGUGCGCGCCCGAGAUGCCCGCCUCCAGGAGCACGACGCCCUCGCCGCCCAGAGGGAACAGGAGCUCCACAAGGCCGCGGCAGACCUCGCCAACCUCAGGGAGACAGUCAGCCAAAGGGAUUCGACGGUCAUGGAGCUGCAGGCCAAGUGGCAAGAAGCAGCUGAAAGCGUUUCCAGACUUCAGGAAGAGCUUCAGGUGAAGUCCACGGCAGAGCCACACCAGGAGAGAUAAAUAAAGAAGAUGGAGAUAAAAGAAAAUGUCAAGGAGACAUCGCCAAAAAAAAGAAAAAAGAAAAA
Penaeus indicus is the source of this 2931-nucleotide messenger RNA. Its product is annotated as myosin-11-like. Bases 590 to 2866 code for a protein of 758 amino acids. The record is from RefSeq and is a predicted model, not a curated record. Lineage: Eukaryota; Metazoa; Arthropoda; Malacostraca; Decapoda; Penaeidae. The transcript is spliced from 19 exons.